GUCCAGUUUUCACCCGACACAAUUCUGCUCUGUCCAUGGCUGCUCUUCUCCCUCAAUUUCUCCCCCAACGAAUUCUUCGCGAACAUUCUUAUUCUUGUGCGCAAAGUCCUAAACUCUGUUUCUCUAACCUAUAUCAACUCAUUCUACUAGUUGUCGUUUCCUAUCUGCGAGAACUGCCACUAUCUUCUGUUCGUAGAGUUGACGACUGAGAUAAUUUGAAGAAGUUUCCAAAAAAAAAAAAAAAAAAAAAAAAGAACUGAAUGAGUAUGAAAGUUCAACGCUUUCCCAGUAAAGCCGCCAUUUCAGCCACCAAAAGGUCGCUUUAUUCCGGUGAACUACCUCAUACCCAGCAGGGUGUUGCAGAAGUCAAAUUCAGUGGUGAAGAGUUCGUGGCAAAAUUGCUUGAUAGAAGAUGGACACUGCCAGUCCCUGAUGCCAAAAUUCAGCAAAUAUUGCUUUCUGCAAAGAAUGGUUAUGGAACACUUGGAGGUUAUCUGUCCAAUGAUGUUUCCCUAUUGAAUAAUGCUAAUCUUGGUCCUAGAAUGAUGGAGGACAAUCAAGAACCGUCCUUUUAUAUUGUGAGGGAUGAUUUGUUGCAUCCAUUGGUAAAUGGCAAUAAAUCAAGAAAGCUCGAUGCAUUGCUUCCUCUUGUUGAAGAUCAUUCUGUGACAGAUGUGGUUACAUGUGGAGGUUGUCAAAGUGCACAUGCAGCAGCUGUAGCUGUUUCAUGUGCAGAGAGAGGAAUAAAAUCGCAUUUGCUUCUACGAGGGGAGCAGCCCGAAAUUCAGACGGGCUAUAACUUGAUUUCAGCAAUGUAUGGAAAAGUCACUUAUAUCCCAAGGUCUCUUUAUGCUGACAGGAAAAAAAUGCUCAAGAACCAUGCUGAUUAUGUUGCUGGCAGUAGUGGUCAUGUUCUGUGGUUUGACGAUAUUUUGGAGGAUUCUACGAUUCGAAAUAAUUUCGGUUCAAAUUUUGCGCAACAAGAAGCUCGUAGAAGUGGUCAUUCAAGAAACAUAGCUAUUGUCAACGAAGGUGCAGGGGAUGUUGUGGCAUUACUAGGUGUGAUUCGUCUGGUGCAGUACUUAUCACAGGAUCAUUUAUUUGGAAAGAAAAGGAGCUUGAAACUUAUUGUAGAUGCUGGUACUGGGACAACAGCUGUUGGUUUAGGACUUGGGGCCAUAUGUUUAGGGCUUCCAUGGGAGAUAACUGCAGUGAUGCUGGCCGAUACAGUUGAUAAGUACCAACAACAUGAGACACGCUUGAUUUCCAAUUUCAAGAGACACUUUGGUUUUCCUUUUGUGGAAAGCGGAUUAAAUGACGCAAGCGAGUCUGUCGUUCAUUGGGUAGACCGUCACUGUCCACGAAAAUUUGGUAAUGUUUUGGAAGGGGAAGUGGAGGCAUGCCACGAGAUUGCACAGAGAACUGGUAUAUUAGUUGAUCCCGUGUAUACACUUUCUGCUUGGGAAAUGGCAACAGUCCUUGGUAAGAGGGAAACUAAAGGAGAUGCAAAGGUGGUAAUGCUUCACACUGGAGGAACUUUGGGAAUGUUUGGAUUAGCACAAAGAUAUAGAUCCUACUUCUCUAAGCUCAAAGAUUAGUGAUAAAACACAUAUGCACCAAUGAAAGUACCGGCUAAAACUUAUUACUGUUAUGUAUGUAUCAAGUUCUGUAUUUUUACAUUUUUUUUUAUUUUGAUAUGAUUUUAAUUAAGUCUAAUGUUUAGAAGCAUGCACUAUCGUUAAGAACCCCAGUCGAAAAGAACUCUUAAAAUUAAACUUGUAAUUUAAUCUGGGCGUCUUAUUAUUCUCCACAAAAUCUGA
Molecule: messenger RNA, 1820 nt
Organism: Morus notabilis
Lineage: Eukaryota; Viridiplantae; Streptophyta; Magnoliopsida; Rosales; Moraceae
Product: D-cysteine desulfhydrase 2, mitochondrial
Exons: 7
Coding region: 261-1598 (445 amino acids)
Molecular function (GO): D-cysteine desulfhydrase activity
Source: RefSeq, a predicted model, not a curated record